UAUCUUUAUUUUAGAACGAAUAUUGAACGUAACGAAACGAACGGUAAAAGGAAAAUUGCAAAAUGGUGAUCUCCUCUUUCAAAAGAUCGCAGUCAAGUGAGGUGAGACGCGCCAGCCGGCGCCAUGGCUGCCGGAGGCGAGUUCGUUGAGGGUUGGCUCGUCGCGCAGGUGCUCGGUGAAGGUGCCUACGGAGAGGUGCGUCUACUGGUGCACGCUCGCACCGGUGCGGCGGUGGCGCUGAAGGUGUCGCGGGCGGGCGGCGUGGAGGCAGCUCGCGAGGCAGCCCUGCAGCGCGCCCUCCGUCACCCGCACGUACUGCGAUGCCUUGGAGAACGCGUCCACCAGGGCCUGCAUUACAUGUUCCUCGAAUACGCACAGGGUGGGGAACUCUUCGACAGAAUCGAGCCCGACGUGGGCAUGAGCGAGUCAUCGGCCCGGCGCUACUGGCGCCAGCUGCUGGCCGGGCUGCAAUACUUGCACGGGCGCGGCGUCGCGCACCGUGACAUCAAACCGGAGAACCUGUUACUCGACCACGAUGACAAUAUUAAGAUAUCCGAUUUUGGGAUGGCGACGCUCUUCAGGCACGGGUCACGCGAGCGGUUACUGUCGCGUGUGUGCGGCACGGUUCCGUACGCGGCGCCGGAGGUACUAGCGGCGGCGGAACGGCCGUACCGCGCCGCGCCCGCUGACCUGUGGGCUGCUGGCGUUGUGCUACUGGCUAUGCUCGCUGGAGAGUUGCCAUGGGAACGGGCCGAUAUGGCGGACGUUCGGUUCGCGGCGUGGAGCGCGGUCACGGGCGGUGAUGGUGCUGCCUCUAUAACUCCUACUCCGGCACUCAGCGGCGCGUGGCGCAAGCUGCCGAACUUGGCGGCUGCGUUGUUGUGGCGGGCGCUGCACCCGCGCCCCGAGCGCAGGCCCGCGCUCUCUGCGCUAAUGGAACACCGCUGGCUGCAGGAAGACGAGCCGCCUCGUGCCUCACAACGGCGCCGUAGCCCACCAGUUGCGACGUACUCCGCGAGCAACACUGGCGUUAUGCGCGACGUGGCCCUUUGGCGAUUUAGCUCCAUGACGUUAGGGCGCAUUCCGCGUGUCGCGGUCACAGCCGGCGGUGAGCGAGGCCGGGGGCGGGAGCUGUCAGCCGCCGACAUGGAGGCACUGGUGAGCUACUCGCAGCCGAGCGCCGCCGACGACCUGCUGCUAGCCUCGCAGCCCGACGCCGCCACCGCCUGCACGCAGCCAAAUGUAAUGCAACGACUGAUGAAGCGUAUGACGCGUGUCUGGAUGUUGUGCGAUGAACAGGCAGCGCUACAGGCUUUGUGUGCGGUGCUGCGAGAGAAGGGAUACGUAUGGCGGCACGUGAACCCGCGUCUGCUGGCGAUUGAAUGCAGCGCGGAACUGCAUAUGCGGGCGCAAGUAUGCGCUGCGGGUGAGGACGCGAGCCCGGCGGCGGCGCGAUCACAACUAGAGUUUAGAAGAGCGCGCGGCUGCGGCCUGCAGUUCAAGCGAUGCUUUGUACAGUUGCGGGCAGCCCUGCAGCCUCUCACCGCUCCCUGCUGAUCACGAGAGGACGAUAUGCUACGGGACCAUUGAUUGCAUUUCUAUUUUAUCUCUGACAAGAUGUUUACGGUCGAGCGAAAAGAUUGCCCACCGAUCGUUAUUGACUCGCAUGUCUUGGAUUGUGAAUUAUGUGAUAUUUUAAUGUAAUAAAAAGCAACUAUAUUUCUAA
Messenger RNA from Galleria mellonella (greater wax moth), 1726 nucleotides. It is a transcript of the gene grp, whose product is annotated as serine/threonine-protein kinase grp. Gene Ontology annotation, cellular component: cytoplasm. NCBI's taxonomy places the organism in Eukaryota, Metazoa, Arthropoda, Insecta, Lepidoptera, Pyralidae. The transcript is spliced from 10 exons. Gene Ontology annotation, biological process: intracellular signal transduction; microtubule cytoskeleton organization; protein phosphorylation. Bases 124 to 1557 code for a protein of 477 amino acids. The record is from RefSeq and is a predicted model, not a curated record. Gene Ontology annotation, molecular function: ATP binding; protein serine/threonine kinase activity; tau-protein kinase activity.